UGCAACGAGCUUUCUCGCUAGUUAUUCGCUAUGUAGAUGUACUCAGCUGAUACUUGGGUGCAACUUGUAACACAGCCUUGGUCUGGUGCAGUCGACACUAUCAUGUUUCAUCGGAUAUUUUGGACAUUUUCACCGUGCGUUGAGACUUUCAAGCAUUGCAAGCCACUUAUUUCUAUCGAUAGCACCUACUUAUAUGGUAAAUACGGAGGCAUGUUAUUCAUGGCUAUUGCUCAAGAUGACAAUGUAAACAUAUUGCAUAUUGCAUUUGCCGUUGUUGAGGGUGAGGCGAAGGAGGCUUGGUCGUUUUUUCUUUCAUAUUUGCGGCAGCAUGUGACACCACAACCCAGCGUCUUAGUGAUUUCAGACAAGCACAAAUCAAUUGAUGCUACAUUGAACACCGAUGGAAGUUUAUGGAAACCACCGCAUGCCUUCAGACAUUUUGUACAAGACACAUUGCUACCAACUUCAUGAGUCACUUCAAAAACAAGGACUUGAAGAAGAUUAUGGUUAAUGCAGCAUAUUCGAAGUCGCAGUGGGAGUUCGCUCAUUAUUUUGGUCGUCUGAGGGGUGAGAAUUUCGCAAUUAUGAACUGACUUGAAGAAAGCCUCGUUCACAUUGGACUCAGUAUGGGGAUGAGGGUCGUCGGUUUGGUCACAUAACGACAAACAUCUCGGAGUGCAUUAAUGCUGUCAUAAAGGAUUAUCGUAAUUUGUCCAUCAUUGAUUCUAUAUAGGUGAACUAUUUGCUAGAGAGUGUGAUUGUGAGUAUUUUCAGGCUCUUUAUGUUCCUUGUCGUCACAUUCUUGCAGUUUGCUCUAAUGCACGACUUGAUUGGAAGUGGUAUGUACUUCCCGUGUAUCGCAUGGAGUCGGUAUUUAAUGUUUACAGAUCAGAUUUUUGACCGAUUGGUCACGAGGAUGACUUGCCAUACUAUGACAGGCCCGUAUUCGGCCUAACCCUAGGAGAGCGUGGAAUACAAUAAUUGGCCCAGGAGAGUAGCAAACUGACGCAACCACCUAAAUUGUGCUGACUAUACUCUGUGGCACGACACAUCUGGAGGUACAGCCAUGUCAACACAGUUGAAUCCCAUGAUAACCUGCCACAUCUGUCAAGAUCUCCUACCAAGGGCACCCACUUGAUGUACACCCGAGAGACAGAUGCGUCUGAAAAUAGGAUACAUCCGAUUACCUGCAUGAUAUACCCUCUAGUGUAGCACAACAGGCAGUCCUCGAUCGCAUCCUCCUCCAGAUCUCCGCAAACGGUGUUCUGAAACCAGUUAAGUUUGACAGUCCACUUGGUUUGUGACUGUCUAUCCUCUGGACCUGCAACAACACCCAAUAGCUGCUGGCAGAAGUCUUCAAUGGAUCGACCAUCAUGAUGCCGCUCCCACCCACCGAUGCAUUCACUAACAGGAUCAUCAUCGAUUCUGAGUCCCAAUCGGUGCGCCACAUCUUGCAAGGUGAUAGUCAUCUCCCCGCAUGGCAGAUGAAACGUAUGGGACUUAGGUCUCCAUCGCUCAAUCAACGCUGACGCUAAUGGCCAAUCAUACUCGAACUCCACCAUGUAUGCCACAUACUCAAAUCCAGCUCAUUUGAGAUAUGACAUAAUCUGCUUAGUCGAGUGUCUCAUAGAAUUUCAUCUCGUGCGUAAGAUCCGAGGCUCCUACCGAACAAAAUAAACAAGUUCAAAAAAAUAAGGUCAACAAUUAAAAUUACAAAUUCACAUUUCAUUACAAUAUAAUAAAUAAGAGUGAUAACAGUGUACCACUCGAUCAAGUCUGCCUGUUAUGUGCUCAGCCUGA
This is a messenger RNA of Arachis stenosperma, 1800 nucleotides long. RefSeq lists its product as uncharacterized. The record is from RefSeq and is a predicted model, not a curated record. The transcript is spliced from 2 exons. Bases 37 to 471 code for a protein of 144 amino acids. NCBI's taxonomy places the organism in Eukaryota, Viridiplantae, Streptophyta, Magnoliopsida, Fabales, Fabaceae.